Charadrius vociferus (killdeer) is the source of this 2292-nucleotide messenger RNA. RefSeq lists its product as uncharacterized. NCBI's taxonomy places the organism in Eukaryota, Metazoa, Chordata, Aves, Charadriiformes, Charadriidae. Bases 1 to 2292 code for a protein of 763 amino acids. The transcript has 17 exons. The record is from RefSeq and is a predicted model, not a curated record.
AUGGAGAUGCCACUGUGGACUGCAGAGGAUGAGGAAGAGUGUCCUCUCGGUCCAGCCUUCCCUUCUGGGUCCCGUGGCAGUCAGGAGCCGUUAAGCCAGGAAAAAAUCCUCAAAAUUAUGAACAUGGUGAAAAAUAAAGAAGUGAGCAUCGAAGGAGCUUUACAUUUGGCACAGAAAGAGGUGUAUGCUGAAAAGGUUCCACAGGAUUUGCUAACUGGUUCACAAUUUAACUUCAUUAUCUACAAAUACAAACACUAUCGGUGGCAGAAACGAAUUUUGCAGAUUGAUUUCAACACGAAGACCAUUUUUAACAUUGAAAAAGGAAUUAUUAAGAAACAGUUCCCUUUCUCACAAGUCAAAGGCUGUGAAGAUAGUGAAAGGAGGCGCUUCAGCAUUGUGUUUCAUGGGCGACAAGAUUAUGAGCUGGAAGCAGUGUCUCUUGAUGAUAAAAGGAAGAUAAUGUACCUUCUGAGCAGAGUUAUACAGAGCAAUUCGUACAAGAGAGCAGCAGAGUCCUGCUCUGGAAGACCUGCGGACUGUGAUGUGAUACACGAAGGACUGCUGGAUUUGCAGCAAAACGCUUCUGCAUCCACUGAAUGGGUGAAGUACUUGGUACAACUACGUGAAGGAGAAUUGACUUUAUAUUGCAUAGGUCUGGGAGGAAAGAACAAGACUGCGGACCCUGCAACAAACACAAUUAAUUUGUCGGGUGGUAAUGUGAGUGUCAGCAAGGAGAAUGGAUGCAGUACCUUUUCAGUUCAGACCAAAGAACACAAUUAUUUGUUUCGAAUACCCUUUACUGUCCAAAAGAACAGGGCAGAGGAUGUUAGCAAGCUCCAGAAUGAAUGGGUGUCUCUCUUAGAAAGGUACUGUCAGCUGUGCAAGGGUGCCUCACAGGAGGGAUCUCAAGGAUGCACCUCCUCCGAAGCAGAUUAUGAGGAUAUUACUGUACCUCUGAAUGAACAGAAAGAGGAGACCCUCCACUUUGGUGUGAGUUCCGCAACAAUCAGUCUGAACAAGUCUUCAAGCCCCCAGCCUGCAGAGGAGGAAGCAGCCCCAGCGUCGCCGUCUCUUCCGCUUCCCAUAAGUAAGGCAGAGAUUCAAAAAUCUGUCUGGGGAUCAUGUGACCCAUGCAAGAUAAAAAUAGAUGUAUCCAGACUCUGCGAUCAGUUCCAGAUUCAGGACACAGCAGCAUUUUCAAGCAACGAACCUUCAGUGAAUCAGCACAUCAUGUUAGAUCGAAAAGUUGCACAUAACUUCAGUAAGUGUAGUAAUAAGAACUGUGUACCCCUAUCUGGAAGCCUGGGGUACAUGCCCACACCAAAAGACACAGAAAGGUACCAGUCGUUCAGGGGGUCUCCGUCAGAGCUGCAUGUGGUUGAUCAGUUUAUGUUGGAGAUGUGUAAAAUCCCCCACUUGAGCCAGAGGCUGGAUCUCCUGCUUACUGUACGUGAGCUCCCCGUGAGCAUGAGAGAUUUGGAGCCUCUAAUAAACCAGAAAAUCCAAGCGAGUAAGCAGCUGCAGUCCAGCCAGAAAUUUGUUGCUGUCUUGGAGUACAUCUUAGCCAUUGGGAACCAUUUAAAUGAAAAGGCAGGAAAAGAGAAGGCUAAAGGAUUUCGAUUGUCAUCUUUGACCAAAUUGCCUCUGUUGCGGGGUAAGGAGAGGACAUUCACCUUGCUUCACGCCCUAGCAGAACAGAUCAUCUUACACGAGCCCGAUUUGGCUAAAUUUUCUCAGGAGUUGACAGAAUUUGAAGCUGUUCCUGAUGCUUCCAUGAAGGGCCUCAGUGCUGAAGUUGAUGUUUUAAAAAAAGAAUUGGAAAACGUUAUUCAGUGCAGGAGGCUUAUUAAACCCAAGACAAUCAAGGCAACAUCCCAGGAGUCACAGUUCUGCAAGGAACUAAAGGAUUUAAUUCAGAAAUAUGAAGGGGAUCUAUCCCAGCUGUCAAAAAGAUGUGAUGAAAUGAAGAAGCUUUAUAGCAACAUACUGGUAAAAUUUGGGGAGCCUCAAGACCUAGACUCUCAGGAACUAUUUGGAUGGAUAUCUUUCUUCAUUAGAAUUAAGCUGAUUAAGAAAAUUAAAACCAACCCAAAUCCUUUUGAUUAUGGAUUUACUGAACUUGCCCUGCGAAAGGACAGCCUGGCUGCGAUGACUCUGCUCUCCGAGCUAAAGCCCAGCUCUGGCUGCUGCCUGACGGAAGAGCCACGCGCUGCCUGCCUGCCGUGUGCCGCGCUGACGGGCGCUCCUCUGGCUCUCGCAACUCCUCGUUUAGAGGCACUGAUUGUACCAUAG